AUGGCUUCUUAAAGUGAAGAGAAAGACUUGAUAGGAUCCAUAUUAAGUGGUAAUGAUGAAUUCGUUAUUGUAGAUUAAGAUGACAAACAAGAAAUCGUUCUCAAAAAGGCAAGAAAGAACUUAUCCUUGAAAUCAAAAGAAUUCGAUCCUCAAAUACAUCCAAAACAUUAAGAAUUUCAGACUUCAAAUGCAAGCAUAUUAUCAACAGGAUAUUAAUCGCAACUUAAACAUCAAUAGAAAUUUAGUCUUAACCUUUCUAGUGCUUUACAAUAAACUGCUGAUUAGGAUAAUAAUACUUCUUCAAUCGAUCAUUUCUAAUCCUUUGAUUCCUUUGGUUAGUUACAAAGAAAACAAUCGACUAAGAAGCAUCAUACUAUGCAACCAAUCGAAUAUUAAAACUCUUCUUUGGUAUUCACGAGUGAUUAGUGCAUAGAGAGUAAAUUAUCCUUAAGCCAAACAGACCUUGAAUAAAUCUGUGGGAAUUAAUUAAUCAACAGGAAACUUUAGAAUAUUUUGGAUGGCAAUGAUAUCAAUGCAAAAAGAGUGAUUUUCAAUCAAGUUGAAAAGAUAUGUUUGAAGGCUUCGAAAGAUAUGUUUGGAAAUUACACAGUUUAAAAGAUUUUCGAGGUUGGAACUCAAGAUUAGAAACAACGAAUGUAUAAUCUGCUAAUUAAUCAAAUCUUUGAUUUAUCAAAAAAUUAAUAUGCAUGUAGAGUGGUCUAGAAAAUGAUGGAAUUUAUAAAAGAUCAUACCUAGUUAGUAGACAUAUUUUUAUAAAUUAUGUACCCCCAGAUAAAUCAAUUAUUAAAUGAUUCCAAUGGCAAUUACGUCAUUCUUUCUUGCUUUGAGUUGUUUAACAAGAAUUAGCUAAUUUUUAUGAUUCCAUACAUAGAAGAUUCGUUAUAAUUUAUGUCAAAACAAACUUAUGGAUGCAGAGUCAUUUAGAAGGUUUUAGAGUUAUAUCCAAUAGAAUAAACCUAAAGAAUUCUGGACAUCUUGAUGACUCUUGCGUCUCAAUUAUGUUAUUAGGAAUUUGGAAAUUAUAUCAUUUAGUAUCUAUUAAAGAGUGGACCUCCAAAAGAGAAAUAAAUCAUUUGUUCGAUUAUUAAGGAUAACUUUGAAUAACUAAGUAUAAAUAAAUUUGGAAGCAACACUGUGGAAAAAUACAUCGAUAUUAUGGGGCCGAAUUAAAUUAUUACAAUUUUAUGUUCAAUUUCAAAUGAUUAAUUUGUAUUUUACAAUUUGUCUAUCAAUCCUUUUGGCAAUUAUGUUAUGAAAAAGGUAUUGAUCAGUGGAGAUCCAUCAGUGUAGUAUUUCAAAAGCUUAUUGAAAUAAUAUCCAGAUCUAAUUCAAAGAAUUAAAAACUCUGAUUUCGGAUAAAGAGUUGGAUUAAUUAUGGAUGCAUUAUGA
Molecule: messenger RNA, 1410 nt
Organism: Paramecium tetraurelia
Lineage: Eukaryota; Ciliophora; Oligohymenophorea; Peniculida; Parameciidae
Exons: 8
Biological process (GO): post-transcriptional regulation of gene expression
Cellular component (GO): cytoplasm
Molecular function (GO): mRNA binding
Source: RefSeq, a predicted model, not a curated record